Cladocopium goreaui is the source of this 6444-nucleotide messenger RNA. The record is from the annotation of a GenBank genome assembly. NCBI's taxonomy places the organism in Eukaryota, Dinophyceae, Suessiales, Symbiodiniaceae.
AUGAGGCCGGGGUUGGUGCUAGGUGCUUCUAGCAAUGGUCCAGCGGAAGGCAAAGGCCACCGUCCAUGUUUUUCGGGGGUUGCAUUUCUCCGUUGGCAGGUGAAACGGCCUCGGCAUGAGCUACCUGUCUUCGUGUGUGAGUACCACAAUGAGGCUUUGCGAUGUCUGCAUUUCGGCAUCCGACGGCACAAGGUGCCCUUUGAAGGUCUCACCAUGGUUCACUUAGAUGCCCAUCCUGACCUGUCGGCAUCGACCACUAUGCCCGCCCAGCUGAUUAUGGAGGAACCACAUCAGGCCUACGGUGUACUUCGGGAUGAUCCAGCAGGCAUUGCCCAAUGGAUUUUGCCGGCAGCAUAUGCAGGACAUGUGAAUUGUGUUUGGUGGCUGCGACCUGCGUGGGCACAGCAGAUUGCCGACGGUGACUACCGCGUUCACGUGGGCCAUGCCCUUGCUCCGGCUGCCCCCGCCCAGUCGUCUCGGGAUGCCAGCAGGGUGCGAGGCUCUGCAGUCCCUGUGUCCGAAGACGCGGAGGUGGAGUCGGUGAAGAUCAGCUGCGCGGAGCCUUACUUUGUGGAGGAUGACAUCUUCCGACCCCUGGAGGAAUUGAAAGCCAAACGGCCCUUGCGACUGGUGGUGUCUUUGCUGCCAGAAGCAACUUCAUUGCUGCACCUGGGUGUUGGAUCGCCUUGGAUAUUGGAUGUUUGCUUGGACUUCUUUGCCUGUGGAAACCCUUUCUUGGUGCAGGUGCGUCCGGAGAUAGCACGACCCUUCGCAGAUGUGGUGAACUCUGCCAACUUCCGGAAAGGCUCCGUGUCGGAUGUGCCGAAGUUUUUGGAAGAAAAAGAGGCCUUUGACGCAGCCUAUGACGAGCUCCUGUUGCAGGCAGAGUGCAUCGAUGGCCUUAUUGCACCUUCACGACUCUUUACGAUGUUGGGCAAAGUAGGCGCCGGCGAAGGGCCAAAGGCAGACCCAGAGCUGGACGACACGAUGCGGUAUCAGCUCAAGGCGGUUUUGCAGUUCCUACAAGAGAAAGAGCUGAUUGAAACUCUGGUAGCCCUGGAGUGCGAGACCGGAUUGAAAUAUGUGGACGGCGACUUGCCAGUGGCAGGCGUCCUCCAGUCGAGCUUGGACAUGUACGGGAGGCUUGGGAGCGAUAUGAAGGAGGAGGCUUCUGAUGCCAAGGUGACUGAAGAGGCCUUACAAGCCUUAUCUGACGGUGUGUGUUGCACCGGGUCCUGCGAAACCAUUCCAGGAGUGGCACCGUUCUCUGCCAACGUUACGGCAGUGAAAUGGGCCGCAAGCGUUGGAGAGCACUUGGCCUUGGUGGCUACGGCUGACCGCAAAUUGCGAUUGCUGUAUCCCGAGGGCGUUCUGGAAUACACAGAUCUUGCAUCUCCGCCCUUGGCUUUGGAUGCGUUUGAGCAAGAUGUGCUGGUGACCACCAUGGGUGGCGAAGCUCAUGUCUUGCGCAUUUCCACUUCGGAAUGCAGUGGCUUUGAGCUUCGGCAACUGCAGAGUUUCAAAGAUCACCAGAAGCAGGUCGCCUGUGGCCGUUUCGCUCCGGGUGGCGCAAACUUUGUGACCAUCUCCAGAGAUCACAGCGCCAACGUCUAUGUCCGAGAUGCGAAAAACUCGGAUUUCACCUUGUUGGGGACUUGGAAAUUGGCGGGAGAGGUCACUGCCUGUUGUUGGUUGGACGCGUCCACUCUGAUCCUGGCGGCUCGCGAUGAUCACGAGUUGCACUACUUGGACGUUGCGGCUGACGGGCUCAAGGCCUCGCGCAGUGAAGCCUUUGGCUCCAGCAGCGAGGAAGAAGCAGCGGAGGAAGAGCCAUCAAAACCGCCGGUGCAAGCCAGCAAGAGUGAAUUCUCUUCCAGUAGUGAAGAGCUAGAGGAGAAAGUUGAAGAUGCAAAUGCGCGCAACGAUAACAACGAUCCCAGGCCAUCACAAGUAGCUGCCGAGAAGAGUGGUUUUUCAUCCUCUUCCUCCUCAUCAGAGGAAGAGGAGAAGACCAAGAUCAACAAACAGGAGCUGCGUCCUGAACUGAUGGGUUUGAGUCCUCAGAAAGCUUCAGCUGCAGACUCUGCUGCCAUGGUGGCAAAUGCUGUGCGCCGUGGCUCGGUGAGUGUGGCUGCCAAGAAUAAGGCAGCACCGUCCCUGAGACAAUUUAACGAUGCGAAGAAGAAAGAGAAGGGUCAUGACAAAGGACACAGGAGAAACUCCAGAGUCAUAGUCAUGGAAGAUGAGCCUGGUGGUGCGGCGGAAAAGAUUGAGAGGCAGCGGCGGAUGAGCAACUUGCGCUUGCCAGACCAGCCCAAGGGAUCCAUCUCCGGGACUCCGUCUCCAUCGCCCUCUGGAGUCGUUGGAAGUCCUUCAGGCCCAUCAGGCGCACCAAGUGUCGUACCCUCUGGGUCCUUGAGACCCAGCGUGUCCUCUGCACCGGGUGAUGCAGUUGAGAUAGACUCAACCGACCCGGCCUCACCGGCCUCACCAGUCAUGAAGUCGGGUGGUUUGUUGGAACCGCCGCCCAUUGGAACACCAGGACCACCUGGAGAGCAUUCGCAAAGUGUCUUAAUGACACCCCUUACAACUGGCCCACAGCCCAGCCGCAGUGAAGUUCCGCAAACGACCCCGAGUCGGCGGACCAGCAAUGUGCCGGUUCCCAAACUCAGUGUAGAGUCAGACAGCGUUGGGCCGCGAACCCGGUGGCAAUACAUCAAGGAAGAAGCUGUUCCAACGUGUCGGCAGAUCAAUCGAAGUAAGGCUUUCCUGCUCAUCAUGUUUGUUGCACUACUUUUCGCACUUUUCUUUCCAGAUCUUUGGAUUUUGGUGGACCGGCCAACAAACGUGGACCUGGAUGUGCUACUUACACUAGUCUUCCUGAUGUUUGUCUUCGAAUUUGCAGUGCAGUGCAUAGCAGGGCGACACACCUAUGUUGGUUCCUUUUUCUUCUACAUGGAUAUCCUUGGUGGGCUUUCCCUCCUGCUGGAUCUGAACUAUAUAGGGAUCCAGGCCUUGAUCCAAAGUGCUGGAGAUGUUGGCAACCAGGUGAUCAUCGCGCGUGCUGCGCGCAUUGCGAAGCUUGGUGCCCGCGUGGGGCGCUUCACGAAGAUGGUGAAGAUGUUGCGCUUUCUGCCUGGGAUGGGUGGUGAGAAGGCUCAAGGCAGUGCGAAGGUCAUCAACAGUCGACUCACUCAUUCACUCUCGACAUGGGUCUCCUGCUUGAUCAUCCUGCUGGUGCUUAUCAUCCCUAUGUUCUCCAUGUGGAGCUUCCCACAAACGGAUCAAUCCCUGCUGAGCUGGGCGCAGCGUUUGGAUGAUGUUUCCUACGCGAGGCCUGAUGUCUUGACCAGAGAGCUGGAGAAGUUUGAUGCAUUUUACACCACCAUGAAUUAUUUUCCUUACAAAGUGGAUGUCAAGGAUGGCGUUACUGUCCUCCCAACCGCCACUCUGACCAUUUUGCCGUGGAAUGGUCGAAGUGCCCCUUCUCGGAGCGAUGGAGUUCAGAUACAUGAGAGCGAUUAUUUGAGCAUCAGCUUCAACUUCACCGGUCCAAAUCAGACGGACUCGGGCAUGAAUUUGCUCCUGCUUUUAUUUGUGAUGAUUUUGAUGGUGAGCUUUUCCAUGGUGCUGCAAAAGACCACCUCCAAGAUGAUCUUGCAUCCCAUUGAGAAGUUGUUGACCCAGGUGAAGGACACGGCCUCGAGUAUUUUUGAAAGUGUCCCGGAUUUGGGCGGACCAGGGGAAGAGGAGGAGGACUCCAGUGAUGAUGAGAACAAUGAAGAUGGCACUUGGAAGGCUGCAAACUUCAAGGAGGAAAUUCAUUUGUUGGACAAAGUGGUGCAAAAGGUCACCGACCUCCAAAAACGAGAGGAUAAGACGGACAGUUCAGCUGGACAGUGGGUCGGUGCUCGAACCGAAGGCGAUGAGACUCAAGGCAAGAAGAAGGGUGGUCGUAUGGCUGGAAGCAUUUUCCAGGCCCAGAGUGGUGAAAAGGAGCCAGAAACCGAUACCAUGACCAUGGUACAAACCCAAUACAAGCUAUUGGAAGAUGCUGGUUUGUCCGUGGAGGCCCUGAGUACUUGGAAGUUGAGCCCCUUGGAAUUUGAUCCAAUCAUGAACCGAGCCGCUGCAGCUUUCAUCAUUGGCCCAGCCAACCAUGGUAUUCGGUGUGAAGGAUUCUUGCAAGCCUUUGUAGAAGAGGUGGAGACGAGUUACAGCCGAUCCAAUGCUUACCACAACUGGUUCCAUGCUGUCGACGUGGCGCAUGCCACUUGGAGACUAGCAAAUCUCUGCAAUGUCAUCGACUUCUUGGAUUACCAUGAGACCUUUGCUGUGCUGGUUGCUUCCCUGGCACACGAUUUAGGCCACCCAGGGGUCAAUGCUCGAUUUUUGAUUGAGACCAAGCACACCCUGGCCAUGACGUACAACGACAGGUCUCCUUUGCAGCAGAUGAGCAGCUCCAAGCUGUUUGAGAUCACGAAGAAGCCGAACUGUGGAAUUUUCUCGGUGCUGUCACGGAAUCAUUACAUGGCUGCCCGGAAGGCUUGCAUUCAAGCCAUCCUUGCGACGGACACAGCGUUGCACUUCCAAAAUGUCAAGAAGGUGCAGAUGCUCUACGAGAUGAACAGCGAGGUCCUGGACCAUGCGGCGGAAAUCUUCCGCGAUUCACGGGAUGAGGAUGAAGAGCCCAACUUUCCAAUUCCCGAAGUCGUGGAUGUUUUCAAAGAGCCGAGCACCAAACAAACAUUGAUGGAUUUGAUGGUUCAUGCAGCCGACACUUCCAACCCUACGAAGCCCUGGAGGAUUUGCCAAAUCUGGGUCCAGAAGGCCAUGGAGGAGAACUUUCUGCAGGGCGACGAAGAGAAGUUGUUGGGUCUUCCGGUGCACGCCCUGAAUGACCGCGAGAAGGCCAACUUGCCCUAUGGCCAGAUUGGUUUCAUCGAGUACUUGGUUGCUCCUUUUCUCCUGACCGUCACCAAGGUGCUGCCGCCGGCCGAGGAUAUGCUGAUGCAGCUGAUGCUGAAUCUCAAGAGUUGGCACAAACGUUGGGAGGCAGAGUGCUCGCCCCGCGAAGAAGAGCGCAUUGCCAUGCGUGGACGUCUUGCUGAAGUGAUCCGGUCCUUCAGAGAAAGCAGGCAGAAUUUCCUGCCUGAGUCUAUGCGUGUGAAUCUGAAUGCCUUGGGCGACCGGGUCGUUUCCUUCGCGGUGUUGGCAUUAAGUGUAUCCCCAAACGGCUCCAUGGUGGCAGCAUGCACGGACCGGUCCAGGGUCAUUGUGCUGCAGGCGCGCAGCAGCCGUCAACUUCGAAACUUGUAUGGUGCUUCGGUGAACGAGUACGACCUGCCAAGUGUUUGCUUCUCCUUGGAUAGUUGCUUUCUUUACGUCUCCUCCUCAUUGCCGCAGCCAAGAGAGGAGGUGAAGGUUCUUUGUGGGCAGCUGGCGAUCUUUGAGCUGCGCAGUGCCCGACUGGUGCUGCAGCUGCCUUGCCACGAGAAAGCGGUGCGUUGCUUCGAUCGUCAUCCCUUCACUGAGAUGCUGGUGACUGGCUCCUUCGACAAGACUGCCGAGAACCAACUGGAGAACCUGGAGACCUUGGGCGCCUUGGGCGCGUUCCUUCCAGCCGAACGAAGGGAGGAGCUCCUGACUGCGCUGGCCAAUGCCUUGGCUGCUGCACGCGACUCCGAGUUGGAAGCCCUGAAGGACGCACAUGACAUGGCAGCACUGCCGUUCUUUGCGCCCACUGAAGAAGAGGUGAGAGACCGCCUGGCAGAGUUCGAGGCCUUUGUGGCACGUCUACCUGACAGGCCAAAAAUGGUCACCCUGGCACGCUCUGUGGUCGAUGGCUUUUGCCCUAUGCGGUGGCUUUGCUUGCUGGAAACCCACAUUUUGGAGGUGCUGAAAAAGCUUUAUGGCCCGCUUGAUGUGGUCUACACUGAUGAACUUGAUGCUGCCGAGAUGGCGUCCGCAUCCAACUGGGGGAAGAUCAAAAAGAACAGCCACAGGAUGCUGUCCGGCAAGCCACCCCCCACCGUCACGGCGAAGCCCAGAGCUGCCUCCGAUGGUAUCGAUACGACUGGAGUGCAACCAGUGCAACCAGUGAAACACAUCGUCCUUUGGUCCUUUGAUUUCAUGGGGCCCAUGGGGUCGUCCAUUCCCAAAUGGGACAUUGGCUUGAUUUUGAUCGGUUCCAUCUUGAAUCGACACAGUUUCAGCCACGGAAUUUCCACUGCAAGACAUGACGUCUUUCAGACCUUCAACCUCAAUGGGCUUCCAGAUCGUGCUUUGGGUCGUGUCAACACGUCCUCCCCGCACGUGGCUGGCUUCAGCGACUCUCCAGUAGUUUAUCGUCUUCCCGGAGACCAGCCGCAACGACAUACAUGGCUGAGCGGAUCGGGUGUGUCCAGUGCGCGUGGCUGCAAUGCUUUUUUGUAUGAGCUUUGA